AUGUGUAAUUAUACUGGAUCAAAUUUUGCUAAUAUGAACUCCUAUCUCACAGAUCGAACAAAAAGUGCAAUAAUAUUUAUGAUAAUAAUCGGUUGUAUUCAUCUUAUAUCUGCUUAUGCACAAAUGACCCUUUUUAAUAUAAUAGCAGAAAGACAAAGCCGAACUAUUCGACAGACAUUAUUCCAAUCAAUUCUUAAAAAAGAUAUUGUCUUUUUUGACGCUCAGCAAACCGGUGAACUUAAUUCACUUUUAACAGAUAAUAUUAAUCAAAUUCGUGAUGGUAUAGGUGAUAAAUUGUGUACAUUGAUAAAUAAACUUGCAACUGUUAUAAGUUCAGUUAUUAUUGGUUUUGUCAAAGGAUGGAAAUUAACAUUAGUCUUAUUAUCAAUAGUACCAGUGCUAGUCGUGUCGUUUAUAGUUACAUAUAAAGUGAUUGUCAAGCGGACUGCAGCUGAACUAAAAGCAUAUGGGAAGGCUGGAGCAAUUGCUGAAGAAGUAAUUAGUUCAAUUCGUACUGUUUUAUCUUACAAUGGUCAAGAAAAAGAGAUACAUCGGUAUGCACAAUCUCUUGAUGAUGCUAAACAAUGUGCUAUCAAAAGAAAAUUGGCUAACGGUAUUACAACAGCCAUACAAUUAUUUUUCGUAUAUAAUUUAUUCGCAUUAGGAUUUUGGUACGGAGCAAAAUUGAUUCACAAAGAAAACUACACUAUUGGCAUCGUUUACACUGUUUUUAUGACCAUUUUUAAUGCUAUUUUCAGUUUGGAACUUAUUAGUCCACAAUAUGAAGCAUUAAUUCAAGCUCAAACUGCUGCUUAUCAUGUACAACAAGUCAUUGAUGAACCAUCAAAGAUUAAUAGUGAUUCAGAAAAAGGUCUGGUAAAAGAUGAUCUCAUUGGUGAUAUUCAUUUUUCAAAUGUUAAUUUCUCUUAUCCAUCACGAAAAGAUGUUCCAGUUCUUACUAAUCUAUCAUUUGAUGUUAAAAAUGGUCAAACUGUUGCUCUUGUUGGUUCAUCUGGUUCAGGAAAAUCAACAUGUAUACAAUUAUUACAACGAUUUUAUGAUCCAGAUUCAGGUUCAAUUAUUAUUGAUGGAACAGAAGUUAAUCAAUAUAAUUUAAAAUGGUUACGACAACACAUUGGUGUUGUUAGUCAAGAACCAAUUUUAUUUCAUGCAACAAUUCGUGAAAACAUUCUAUUUGGUCGUGAUUCAGCUACUAAUGAAGAAAUAAUUCAAGCAGCCAAAGUGGCUAAUGCACAUAAUUUUAUCAUGACUCUACCUGAUGAAUAUGAUACACAAGUAGGUGAACGUGGAGCUACACUAUCUGGCGGACAAAAACAACGAAUUGCUAUCGCUCGAGCACUAAUUCGAAAUCCAAAAAUUUUACUUCUUGAUGAAGCGACUAGUGCACUUGAUAAUGAAAGUGAAAAAAUAGUACAAGAUGCUUUAGAUCAAGCUGCUGAAGGAAGAACAACGUUAGUAAUUGCACAUCGUUUAUCGACGAUUCGAAAUGCCGAUAAAAUUAUUGUAAUGCAAAAAGGAGAAACAAUUGAAGAAGGUGAUCAUGAUUCUUUGAUGAAAGCUCGAGGAACAUACUUUCAUUUUGUUGAACAACAAAAUUUACAUGAAGCUGGAGAAAAAGAAAAGUUAGAUCUUGAACAAAACAAAGCAGCUAAAGAAAUAAUUCUUUCUGACCAAACACAAUUAGAUAAUUCAGAUACUACACGAAAGCGUGAAUCAAGAUUAGUUAGCAGUAGUUCAUCAACAUUGUCUCUACUAACUGAAAAUCUGGAAGAAAAUGAUGAUGAAACGAUGAGAAAAAAAAAGAAAAGAAGGCAAAACAUACCAUUGGCUAUAUUAAAAAUGAAUAAACCAGAAUGGUUAUUAAUUAUCUGUGGUUGUAUAGCAGCUUUCUUUGUUGGAACACUAAAUCCAUCAUUUGGUAUUAUUCGAACCAAAUUUAUUAUGAUCUUUCAAGAAUGUGAUGAAAACGUUCAAAAUCGACAAGUCUUUCUCUACACAUUACUUUUUGUUGGUUUAGCAAUUGUAGGUUUUAUAUUUCAAUUGCUUUAUAGUUUUAUGUUUGCUUAUUCUGGUGAAAUUCUUAUUAAACGGCUUCGUUCAGAAACUUUUCGUGCUAUUCUUCGACAAGAGAUAGCUUUUUUCGAUCAAGAAAAACAUACUACAGGUACAUUAUGUACACGUCUGGCAACUGAGGCAACAGCUGUACAAGAUGCUAGCGGUGUUCGUUUUGGUUUUCUUUGUCAAAAUCUUGUAUCACUAGGCAUGGGUAUUAUUGUCGGAUUCGUAUUUUCGUGGCAACUUACAUUACUUACGUUUGCCUUCCUUUCAUUAAUGAUAGUUGGAUCGUAUUUACAGAUUCGUCUAACAUCUUCAUUCGAAAGGAAAGACGAACAAUUCAUUGGAGAUGCUGGAAAGUUAACUGUGGAAGCUAUUCAAAAUAUUCGAACAGUAGCUCAAUUAACAAAAGAAGAUCAUUUUUAUAAUGAAUAUUCUCGAUUACUCAAUAUUAUUUAUCGGAUUUUCAAUGCUGUAACAUUCACUGUUGAAACUGCAUGUGAAGCUAUAAUAUUAUCUCCAAAUUAUGGAAAAGCAAUUAAUGCGGCUGAGAAAAUUUUCGAAUUAUUAAAUCGAAAACCUUUGAUUAAUAAUGAAUCAAAAGAUGGCGAUGAAAUACCUAAUUUUACAGGACAACUUGAGUUCGAUGGUAUUUAUUUUGUCUAUCCAAAUAGAUUUGAAUCAAUCAUUCUUAGAGAUUUUAAACUUAAUAUCAAAGCUGGACAAAAAUUAGCACUUGUUGGUGCAUCUGGUUGUGGAAAAUCUACGACAAUGCAAUUAAUACAACGAUUUUAUGAUGCAAAUAUUGGUCAUUUGUUAGUUGAUUCAAAAGAUAUUCGAAGUCUUAAUCUACAAUGGUAUCGAUCACAAAUUAGUAUUGUUUCACAAGAACCAGUUCUAUUUGAUAGAUCAAUUCGUGAAAAUAUUGCUUAUGGUGAUAAUAAUCGAGAAAAUAUUCCACUUGAUGAAAUAAUUCAAGCAGCUAAAAUUUCUAAUAUUCAUAAUUUUAUUCAACAACUUCCAGACGGAUAUGAAACAAAUUGUGGUCCAAAAGGAAUUCAAUUAUCUGGUGGCCAAAAACAACGAAUUGCUAUUGCUAGAGCAUUAAUUCGAAAUCCAAAAAUUCUUUUGCUUGAUGAAGCAACAAGUGCUUUAGAUAGUGAAAGUGAAAAAUUAGUUCAAGAAGCUUUAGAUUGUGCUCAACAAAAUCGAACAUCAAUAACAAUUGCACAUCGUUUAUCAACUAUUCGAAACGCUGAUAUAAUUUGUGUUAUGUAUCAUGGAAGAGUUGUAGAAAUUGGAACUCACGAAGAACUAAUGGCAUUAGGUGGUCGCUAUUACCGACUGGCACUUAAAAAACUGGAGUAG
Molecule: messenger RNA, 3444 nt
Organism: Rotaria sp. Silwood1
Lineage: Eukaryota; Metazoa; Rotifera; Eurotatoria; Philodinida; Philodinidae
Source: the annotation of a GenBank genome assembly